UAUUGCAUUGUGGGUAGAAAUUUAUUUUGUUAUUUAAAAUGGAAGGUGAUACCUGCGAUAUGCAUGCUUUGGAAAAGGAGAAAAAGGAACUAGCUUUAAAGGAUGGGUGUGUAAAGUUAGAUUCAACUAUGCAGCCGGCUGAUAAUAAGGAUUUUGAGAUUGCCCUAACGAUUAAUCCUACAACCGACGACUUUGGUAAUUCACCGUGCUAUCUACCACGGCCAGGCGAUGAGCUUCUCUCCAAAGAUGUGCUCAAACCAAUGGGACCCAUAGGCCCAUGGGCAACAGGAAAAGUAGAUUGGAACCCACUGGCUGGCUUAACAGGAACACGUCCAAUUGUGGACCGCUACUCAAUAACGCGUUUCAGUCAGAAUGAAUGGCGAGCAAAAAACAAAGAAACUAUGCAGAAAACUAAUGACACUUUUGAUAAAGCUAUUAAAAAUCAGUACAGUUCGAAAAUAGCUUUCAAGGGAAUCACUGAAAAGGUCCAGAAGACACAGGCGGAAACGACAAAAAACCUAACACAGCGUGCUCAACUUGUAGGUAAAUGGAAGACUACGCUCGAGACAGCUGUAAAAAAUUUGGUAGACGAAAUAAGCACUCUAGAGGAGGAAAGAAUCCGUUUGAAAAAGUCGCUGGUUAUUUUAGGAGUUCCAGAAUCGAUAG
Messenger RNA from Rhagoletis zephyria (snowberry fruit fly), 666 nucleotides. Its product is annotated as tektin-4-like. Gene Ontology annotation, cellular component: nucleus; microtubule cytoskeleton. Lineage: Eukaryota; Metazoa; Arthropoda; Insecta; Diptera; Tephritidae. The record is from RefSeq and is a predicted model, not a curated record. Gene Ontology annotation, biological process: cilium assembly; cilium movement involved in cell motility.